AUGCACGCCACCGUCGCCGCGCGCCCGUCGAUCGUCUCCGCGAAGACGUCUUUGUCCUCCACCGACGCCCUGAAGCGCGCGUCCGCGGUCGCCCAGCGAACGAAGACGCGCGAUGUCACCGUGCGCGCGGAUUGGUCCAUCGGAUCCACGGAGAACAUGAUUGUGUGCUUCAACACGACCGCGAUUUUGGGCGCGAUGCGAUUCGGUCUCAUGCCGAGCGUGAAGAAGAACUUCAACGGUGCGAGCAGCCACACCGCGAUGGUGGAACAGGCGAACGCGAAAACCAUCGGCUCGCGCGACCCGAGCGGGUUCACCGCCGUGGACGUCCUCGCCGGGGGCUCGCUCGCCACCAUCAUCUCCGCGGGUGAGAUCUUGGCCGGCCAAGUGCCGUAUUAG
This is a messenger RNA of Ostreococcus tauri, 396 nucleotides long. Its product is annotated as Photosystem I PsaG/PsaK protein. Gene Ontology annotation, biological process: photosynthesis. The coding region runs from base 1 to 396 and encodes 131 amino acids. The record is from RefSeq and is a predicted model, not a curated record. The transcript has 3 exons. Gene Ontology annotation, cellular component: membrane; photosystem I. NCBI's taxonomy places the organism in Eukaryota, Viridiplantae, Chlorophyta, Mamiellophyceae, Mamiellales, Bathycoccaceae.